CUGUGAAGCUCUGUUUCCUCCCUCACCUCAUCCUCCUCAGUGUCGCUCGUUAUUUCUGAAGCCUCUAUAGAGGUACGGAAGCUUCACUCAUGCGGUCGCUCUCAGCGCGGAGGGACGGAGUCACCUGUACAAAGCGAUGCUGCUCGAACGGAAUCCAAGCCGAGCUUUCUUUGUAUCCGCAAGAAGUUCAAGCCCAGGAAGCACUGCACAGCUCGUACAAUCGUGUUUAAUGAAAGUGGAAGCGGAAGGCUAGCAUGAUAUGUGUAUCCAAAUGAGCGCGAUCUGACAGCGGCUUUAACUUUUCAUUUUUAGGACCAAAAGCGCAUUUGGACUUGUUUUUCUAAUCAUGCCUGUACGACGAGGUCAUGUGGCACCGCAAAACACGUUUCUGGGAUUAAUAAUACGAAAAUUCGAAGGACAAAAUAAGAAUUUUAUCAUAGCAAAUGCUCGUGUCCAGAACUGCGCCAUCAUCUACUGUAACGACGGCUUCUGUGAGAUGACUGGUUUCUCCCGGCCAGAUGUUAUGCAGAAGCCCUGCAUGUGUGAUUUCCUGCAUGGGGAGAGAACCAAUCGGCACUCUAUUGCCCAGGUGGGCCAGGCUUUGCUGGGCUCUGAAGAACGCAAGGUGGAGAUCACUUACCACCGCAAAGAUGGUUCGGAUUUUCUUUGCAAUACGCACAUCAUUCCAGUGAAGAACGAGGAGGGAGUGGUGAUGAUGUUCAUUCUGAAUUUUGAUUAUGUCUUGGAAGAGGACAGCAGUGAAUCGCUGGAAAGGCUCAACCUCACUCCUCCACCUAAAUCUGUUUACAGGAAAGGAAGAUUGUUCAGGUUUCGUCUGCCUUCCCUGAACCUGUUAGGUUCCAUCAAACAGUCUCUGCCCCAGGAAGACCCUGACACAGUGAUGGUAGACUCUGUGCCGAUGAGUAAUAACUCUGUGCCGAUGAGGGACUUCCAGUCUCCAACUAAGGACAGCUCUAGUCCUGCUGAUGCCAAUGACACACAGGCUCUUAUCAGCUCAAGUCCUCACUCAUCCCCAAUCAGUGUGUCCGGACCGCUCGACCACUCAUCACCUAAACAAUUCUGGGACCGUCCAAGCCUGUCUCAGGCCCAGUCCACUACCUGCCUGGCACAGUCCAUUUCCAGAGACAGUGUGUGUAGCAGAAGACGAGCCUCAUCUGUUCAUGAUAUCGAAGGCUUCAGCUCCAACUCUAAAUGCCUAUUGAGGGAUCGGCACGCUAGUGAAGGUCCUUUUAACCAUCUGAAAUCAAGCCUGCUGGGCUCUACCUCAGACUCCAACCUAAACAAGUACACUACAAUUAACAAGAUCCCCCUCAUCGCACUUAACUUCUCUGAAACUAACAACGACAAAAGAGCCCCCUCACCUUCUUCCUCUGAGAAGACCAUCAUUGCUCCAAAAGUUAAAGACCGCACACACAAUGUCACUGAGAAAGUCACACAGGUGUUGUCACUAGGUGCAGAUGUAUUACCAGAGUACAAGCUCCAGGCUUCGCGUAUAGACAAAUUCACCAUCCUACACUACAGUCCGUUUAAGGCCAUGUGGGACUGGCUCAUUUUGCUCCUUGUAAUUUACACAGCCAUCUUCACCCCAUACUCUGCUGCCUUCCUGCUGAAUGAUAGUCAGGAACAGGAGAGGAGAUUGUGUGGCUACUCCUGCAGUCCCCUUAAUGUUGUCGACUUAAUGGUGGACAUCAUGUUCAUCAUCGACAUCCUUAUAAACUUCCGCACAACUUAUGUAAAUACCAAUGAGGAGGUUGUGAGUCACCCGGGGAAGAUUGCUGUGCACUAUUUUAAGGGCUGGUUCCUCAUAGACAUGGUGGCCGCCAUUCCUUUCGACCUGCUCAUCUUUGGAUCAGGGUCAGAAGAAACAACUACUCUGAUUGGUCUGUUGAAGACGGCCAGGCUGCUGAGAUUAGUCCGGGUGGCCAGGAAGCUGGACCGCUACUCUGAGUAUGGAGCAGCAGUGCUUAUGCUCCUCAUGUGUAUUUUUGCACUUAUAGCCCAUUGGCUGGCUUGUAUCUGGUAUGCCAUUGGCAACGUAGAGAAGAAUUUUCUAGAGCAAAAGAUUGGCUGGCUGGAUAAUCUCGGAGUGUCUAUUGGAAAACGUUACAACCUGACUGACCCCAACUCUGGACCUUCUAUUAAGGACAAAUAUGUCACUGCUUUGUAUUUCACAUUCAGCAGUCUGACCAGUGUGGGCUUCGGCAAUGUCUCACCAAAUACCAACUCAGAGAAGAUCUUUUCUAUCUGUGUCAUGCUAAUUGGAUCCCUAAUGUAUGCCAGCAUCUUCGGGAAUGUUUCUGCUAUCAUUCAGCGGCUCUACUCAGGAACGGCACGGUAUCACACCCAGAUGCUGCGUGUGAAAGAGUUUAUCCGCUUCCAUCAGAUCCCAAACCCACUCAGGCAGAGGCUGGAAGAGUAUUUUCAGCAUUCCUGGAACUACACUAAUGGAAUCGAUAUGAACAUGGUGUUAAAGGGCUUUCCAGAAUGCUUACAAGCAGAUAUCUGUCUUCAUCUGAACCGGAGCCUGCUGCAAGACUGUAAGGCUUUCUGUGGGGCCACAAAAGGCUGCUUACGUGCCCUGGCCAUGCGCUUUAAGACGACCCAUGCUCCACCAGGAGACACACUGGUUCACUCUGGAGAUGUUCUUACAGCACUUUACUUCCUGUCUCGAGGAUCCAUCGAAAUCCUGAAGGAUGACAUUGUCGUGGCCAUUCUAGGGAAAAAUGACAUAUUUGGAGAGAUGAUCCACUUGUAUGCAAAACCAGGAAAGUCAAAGGCAGACGUACGAGCUCUGAGCUACUGUGAUCUGCACACUAUCAACCGUGAAGACCUGCUGGAGGUGCUGGAUAUGUACCCAGAGUUCUCCGACCACUUCCUCACCAAUCUGGAGCUCACCUUUAACCUAAGAGAUGAUAACACUAAGGCCAGUUAUGCACAAGGUAGUGACUCAGAAGGAGAAGACAAUAAAGACAGAAGAAAGAUUUCUUUCAAUUGUGAGCAAACACAAGGGGGUAGCAUCAAGGACAUUGAAAAUGAGAACAAGAAGGAGCGCCGCGAGUCACGACUCAGCUCGAAAAGAGGCUCUGACGAGUACAGGGCUUCCAGGGAGGAGCAGCAAAGAAAUCCAGCAGCUGAAAUAAUGGAAUAUCCAUGCAUAGACAGUUACACACCAACCUCUGAUUGCAGCCCGUUUAGAAGCAAGAUACACAGAGAGGCAUAUUACUAUGAAAGGCUGAGUGCUGACUGGGACAGCGUGAGGCUGAGGGAGGCUUUGGAAGACUCACAAGCUCAGACUCAUAAGCUGAGAAGGGAGGAAGAUGAGGAGCUAGAGUGUGAUCUCACAUAUGGAGAAGUGCAACAGAGACUGGACCACUUGCAGGAUCACCUGAACAGGCUGGAGUCUCAGAUGACUUCAGAUAUCAAGGCUAUCCUGUGUUUACUGCAAAGAAGCUCCUCUGCAGGCCCUCCUGCAUACAGUGCAGUGACUGCCAGCCUAGAGAAACAGGCCAUCACCACACAGUCGGUCAACACCAGCCAAACCCUUUCACCUGCCUCACAGGACCAGGAGACAAGUCAUCCCCAGAACCCUAAUGAUAAUGGUCUCUCCAAGCAUCAUUCCAAAUCACUUCUUCCAAUUCACCUCUCCUCACCGUCCCAGACAUCCAACACCAGUACAACAGCUGCAGAGCUCCACAGGCCUCUGUCUGACCCUGGACUGCCAAGAUGUAGCACUGAAUCACUUCCAUGACUAUAAGACUUCAAUUCCAUAUACCUUAGCACGCUGGAUUGCCACCUUUAAGAACAUUAUGCUUGUAUAUGCAAGGAGAAAAAUAUUCCUGAAGGUCAUUUCCAUGGAGCUGAAACUGUAUUUCAUUUAUUUUGAACAGUCUGUUUGAUUUGAGUGUGAAUCCCUAAACUCUGACCUCUUUUGUAGCUUUUGCUCCAUGCUAGCCUGCUGGAUGUGAAUAAGUAACCUCACUCAAGGACUCAGGGUCUGAUUCAUGGCAACAUUAGACAAUGAAUUGUGAUGGUGAACUCUCAUCUCUAUGGUGGAUUAAUUGCCCCUUUAUAAAAUUUCUGCUGUAUUCUAUCAUAAGAUUCAAAUUCAUGAAACACUUGGAUAGGUUGCAAAUCUAGGACUGUCACUAGGACUAUGGUAUUCCAUGGUACUGUUUGACUUUUGGUUGAUGAACAACACUUCCACAGGUGUUACAGCCAUGUAGCCUUUUUCUGCCUCAGUUUACAGUUACACAUCUUUGUUCUUAUCCAAUUUUAAAAAUUCAGGAGAUAAGAGACUUGUAUUUGACAGCAUCAACAUUUUCUUACACACACACGGUGAUUGUAAUCACCUCAUUCAUGUACUUACAGCACAUAACCUGUUUUAAAGGUUAAGUAGCAUGUAGUAGCAAGUCUGUCCAUAGAAAAGUGCAUGUCUGAAAGCGUUACCUGUUGCAUGCUUGCAACAUACUGGAAAGCAAUUGUAGUGUGAUUCUGGCAUGUAUCUAAACUGUUUUUAGUCUUUAGUUUAAAAGGUCAUAUUGCUUUGCACAUGAACCAGAAUACUGGAGGCCUAGAACUAUUUUGAUGACCAAAGCUUUGGUACCACACAUGUAGCUCUGAAUAAAUAAAUAAAUAAAUAUUUAUGUAUAAAUUUAGCAACUACUGUAAAACAGCUAUGGCUGAGACUGGGUAUUUUAAGGUACACUGGAAAAGUUUGUUUUGUUUCCAAACCAUCACAGACUUUUAGUUGGUUUUACAAAUUCUGCUCAAAAUAGUAACUGGAAUAUGUUACCUUUUAUAUCACUAGCUUCCAUUGCAAAUUAUUGCAGCAAUAAGCAUUUAAGCCUGCGUAUUUAUGUAUUUAUUUCAUCCAUUUGUAAAGGAUUGAUAUGCUGAAAAUGACUUUUGUUAGGUCUUAACAACACCUCGUUUACUGGAAGUAGAGCAUGUUUCACAGUAUAUAUUACUAUUAUUAAAUGUAGCCUAAAAAUUAAACAUUGCAUAGGGAUUUUAAUAAAAUCCAUGUGAACACUUUCAUUUCUCAGAAAUUGACAAAAAUCUCUCCUGUGAUAGUUCCAAUCACAUGCAAGUAAUCUCAGAUGCAGCAGUGACAAGAUUUAUUAUAUUCAUAUCUUGAGUGUAGAAAGGAACCAGCUAAAGGUUUUAUUUCAGAAAUUAUAUUUCAUAACAUACCACACAUCCACACAAGCAUUCAAGAAAUAGUAUGCUGUAACUUGCUGGGUCAAGUACUUUCUGAAAACAUGUCUUUACAAAAUACACACAGAUCAAGAGCGUGCAUCCUAAAGAUUCUGUCACACUCACUCCUAAAAAUACACAACAUUAAACCUGAAAUGUAGACUACUGAUUAAGAGAGUGGGCAAGCUGACAGAAAAUCAUGGUGAACUUGCAUAUUUAAAAAAAUAUAUAUUGCAAACUUUUGCACAUAUUCUCCAAACUUGUACAAGACAGUCACUUUUUACUUGAGUGUGUGUCACGUUAUUUAAUUUUAUUAUUUUUUAUGCAUUUUUAAAG
Molecule: messenger RNA, 5553 nt
Organism: Tachysurus vachellii
Lineage: Eukaryota; Metazoa; Chordata; Actinopteri; Siluriformes; Bagridae
Product: potassium voltage-gated channel subfamily H member 7-like
Exons: 15
Coding region: 347-3769 (1140 amino acids)
Biological process (GO): membrane repolarization during action potential; potassium ion transmembrane transport
Cellular component (GO): membrane
Molecular function (GO): inward rectifier potassium channel activity
Source: RefSeq, a predicted model, not a curated record